Messenger RNA from Cornus florida, 1056 nucleotides. RefSeq lists its product as uncharacterized. Bases 1 to 1056 code for a protein of 351 amino acids. The transcript is spliced from 3 exons. Lineage: Eukaryota; Viridiplantae; Streptophyta; Magnoliopsida; Cornales; Cornaceae. The record is from RefSeq and is a predicted model, not a curated record. Gene Ontology annotation, molecular function: zinc ion binding; nucleic acid binding.
AUGACCAUCACUGAGUAUGAAAACAAGUUCACGUCACUAUUGAGGUUUGCACUAGGGAUUUCCAAUGAUGAGAAAGGAAAGAUAGAAAAGUUUAUUGAUGGCCUUGAUCUUACUAUCAGACCAAUUGUAGCUGCCUCAGAACCGAUAGAGUAUGUAAAAGCAGUGCGAAAGGCCUUAGUAGUUGAGGCCGAAAGUAAGGACAGUAAAGCUAUCAGAGAGUCUUAUAAUCACAGCAGGAACAUGAGUACUAUCUUCAAGGGUCAAUCAAGUAAGAAGCAGAAGAAUGAACAGUCAAGGUUCAAGGGAUAUCAGUCAGCCAGAUCCACACCGACAGCUUCAGUAUCUAUUGGGUCUUUUAGACCGAAUGUUACUUGUUUCAAAUGCGGGAAGCCGGGACAUUUCAAGUCCCAGUGCACUCAGACUCAGUUGACUUACUUCAGAUCGGGGCAACGGUUCAGACAAGGGUGGAGGUCCAUAGCAGAGACAGAUGCAGUUUACCACAGUUCAGUCAGGGUUUUAACCGCCACUACUGCCUCAGCCAUCUCAGCCAGCUGUGACAGCACAGAGUUCUCGUCCGAGCAGAAGGACUUCUUCGAGUACACCCACUCAGCAGUCGGGUUAUCAGACAGGUGGUUCUCAGGGGUAGAGGACUCAGUGUCAUGUGCAUUGGGAUUGGAGGUCAGUCAGUUAGACAGAUCGCUUUGUGUUGACACGCCUAUUAGGGGCUCAGUCACUCUUGGUAGAGUUUGUCGGGGUUGUUCCAUUACCAUUGCCGGACGGGUACUGGAGUUCGAUCUCAUCCUUCUCGAGAUGAUAGGAUUUGAUGUCAUUCUUGGGAUGGACUGGCUCUCAUCCUUUAGAGCUAUUAUUGAUUACUUUAGGAGCAGAGUUUUAGUGUAUACCCUGGAUGGGAAUUGUUUUUGCUUUGUGGGAGAUCGGUGUGAUUCUCUCAUUCUUGCCUUUUAUGGUGUUAGAGGUUGGGAUCGACAAGGGUUUUUCUUGGCUAGCCUUUCAUUGAUGAUGAUGUUAAGUUUUGUGGGGUUGAUUAUCCAGUGA